This is a messenger RNA of Nerophis lumbriciformis (worm pipefish), 3756 nucleotides long. NCBI's taxonomy places the organism in Eukaryota, Metazoa, Chordata, Actinopteri, Syngnathiformes, Syngnathidae. The record is from RefSeq and is a predicted model, not a curated record.
AUGAAGAAGACCAACAAGGUAGACAAAGGCGGCACUGGUGGAAAGUCUGAAAUUAAGAAAGAGAAAGCUAAGAGUUGGAUCCCCAAGAUUGUCAAAAAACGAGUGUGCACCACAUUUAUUGAAGACUCAUCAAGUAACGGAGUGCUGUGUCAGUGCGGUCAUGUCCGGAACGUCCAUAAUUUCUUUGAUGCAACGGACUCCAGUGGGGCUCCGGUUGUCACCCAGUGGGACAGUAAGCAACACACCACCGAGUCUAGCACUGAUGCUUUUGGUGAACUGGAGUUUGCUGGCGCUGGUCGCAGACACAGCUACUUUCUGCGGCUAUCAUGUGACACACCACCUCAUACCAUCUACACUCUGAUGACAACACACUGGGGUAUGCCCUCACCCAACCUGGUUGUUUCAGUGGUGGGGGGCGAAGGCUGUGACAAGAUUCAAUCAUGGGUGAGAGAUGUGCUGAGACACGGCCUGGUUAAGGCUGCACAGAGCACAGGGGCCUGGAUCUUGACAGGGGGUCUUCGGGAAGGCGUAUCCCGCUGUAUAGGAGAGGCGGUGAGGGACCAUGAUGCUGCAGCCCCUGCUCUCUCCAAAAAGAAAGUAAUAGAUGUGGGAGUCGCACCUUGGGGCAUUGUGCACAACAGGCAGCAGCUUGUAAAUGCUCAGGGAAGCUUCCCCGCUUGCUACUAUGUUCAGAAUACAACACGUGACACCUGCUGCCUUGACAACAAUUGCCAGGCAUUCCUGCUUGUGGAUGAUGGGAGCACUGGCCGAAAAGGAGGAGAAACAGCCUUCCGUGCCAAUUUGGAGGACUAUAUUUCUCACCAGCGUACUGGUAUAUGGGGUAGUGGCAAUAUUGAAAUCCCAGUGCUGUGUAUGCUCAUCUCAGGAGAUGCCAACAUGCUAGAGAGAGUAGAUUCGUCGCUAAGAAGAUCUACACCCUGGCUUGUUCUAGCUGGUACUGGCCCAGCUGCAGACUUUAUCAGUGAACUCCUGUUGAGUUCUGGUGGCCUAUUCUUCUGCCCAACUGCCCAAUCAUCGGAAGACGAGUCUGAGGAGUGUUUAUCAGAUAUCCGCGAUAUGAUCCGUGACAAGAUAAGAAGAUACUUCCAAGGCGAAGCCGACCUGGAAAAACUCGUGGAAAGUGCUGUGAGUAUUUAUCAAAACAGAGAGCUCAUCACAGUUUUCCAUGAGGAGCAAGAAGGACCAUAUGAUUUUGACACUGUAGUCCUAAAAGCCCUCGUUAGAGCUAGUAAACGUCUGUCGAGAGAUGCCAGCGAGUACACUGAAGAGUUGAAACUGGCUGUAGCCUGGGACAGAGUCGACAUCGCCAGAGCGGAACUCUUCACUGGAGACAUACAAUGGACGUAUGAUGACCUGGAUGGCUCCAUGACAGAUGCUUUGAUCAAUGACAAGCCUCAGUUUGUGCGCCUCUUCUGCGAGAACGGUCUAAACAUCCUGGACUAUCUUACUUACCAGCGCUUGGAAGACUUGUAUCGCUCAAUCUCUGACAGCACUGUGGUUUACACUCUGCUCCAGAGGCAUCUGAGUGACCGACUAAGCCUGUUUGGAUCCUUGUCUAGUCUGAAUAGAGUCAAGAUGGGACCACUAACUCAGAAUGAAAUGCUUGGGUCUACUUCAGCACAACAGCUUAGCCUGUUUGAGGUAUCACGUGUGCUGUCAGACUUGCUGGGAGAUGUUUGUCAGCCUUUCUACUAUGGACCCCUCGGUCUGGAUCCCAGUCUAGGCCCUCGGAAGACCAUCAGACAAGUUAGCAACUUGUUGCAGGGCAAAUGUGCAUACCGGGACCAACACUGCCUGUCUCCUUGGGCAGCCCUCUUCAUCUGGGCUGUGCUGCAGAACCGUAGUGAGAUGGCGGUUUAUUUCUGGGAGAUGGCGGGGGAGUCGGUGCUGAGUGCGUUAGGUGGCUGUAAACUACUGAGGGAGCUUUCUAAACUUGAAAGUGAGACUGAGAUUAAAGUGGCCAUGACAGAUCUGGCACAGAAGUUUGAGGAUCUUGCACACGAUGUUUUUGGAGAAUGCUUCCAGAGCAGUGAGAGGCGUUCAUUCAAACUUCUGAUAAGAGUGAGCCCAGUGUGGCUUGGAAGUACCUGUCUGCAAAUGGCAACUGCUGCAGAUGCUCUCCAAUUCUUCAGCCAUGAUGGAGUUCAGGCAUUGCUCUCCCAGAUCUGGUGGGGCAGCAUGGAUAGAGACACUAGGGUCUGGAAAUUGGUGACAUCUUUCUUCAUGCCCCCCCUCAUCUACACAGAUUUAAUCAACUUCAGGAAGGUUAAGGAGGUAGUGAUUACUCCUGCAGAGGUCCUUAAGAUGGAGACUAACAAAAUGGAAGAAAAUGACGCUGCGGUCUUCUCCCUGGAAGACAUUAUACAAAAGGAUGGGGAUUCAGAUGAAUUCAAGCCUCUCAAAGAAAAUCUGAAAGCUUCGUCUCCGUCCAAGAUUAAGAGACCAUUCAUUGUGUCACGGUGGACACAGUUCUGGUUUGCCCCUGUCACCUCCUUCCUGGGCAACAUAUUGAUGUACUUCCUGUUCCUCUGCUUGUUUGCCUAUGUCCUGUUAGUGGAUUUUGACUCCCCAUCACAGGGUGCCCCAUCCGCGCCGGAAUUUGUGCUCUACUUUUGGGUUUUCACCUUAGUUUGUGAAGAGAUUCGACAGGCCUUUACCGGCACCAACUUGGUGCUCCAGGGAAUGAGGAGUUACAUCCAGGAUUCUUGGAAUAAGUGUGACCUCAUAGCCAUCUUACUCUUCAUUUGUGCUAUGUGUUGCAGAAUGUUUCCAUGGUCAUUCGAGUUUGGUCGAACUCUGAUGGCCUUAGAUUAUAUUGUCUUCUCGCUGCGCCUGAUACAUAUAUUUGCUGUCCACAAACAGCUCGGGCCCAAGAUUAUCAUUGUGAGAAAAAUGAUGAAAGACAUUUUCUUCUUCCUCUUUCUCCUGGCCGUGUGGCUCAUGGCCUAUGGAGUAGCCAACCAGGCGCUCCUCUUCUCAUAUGAUCCCCGACCUGAUUGGAUAUUUCGCCGGGUCAUUUACAAACCUUACAUGCAUAUUUAUGGACUUCUUCCUGUAGAAGAAGUGGAUGCUGAAUUAUUUCAACAAACCAACUGUACCAACAACAGGACACUAAUCCAAGCAGGGGCAGAGCCCUGCAUGAACACCUACGCCAACUGGCUGGUUAUCCUUCUUCAGACUGUCUAUCUGUUGAUUACCAACAUACUGCUAAUCAAUCUCCUCAUCGCCAUGUUCAGUUACACUUUCAACGAAGUUCAGGAUCGCAGUGACACCUACUGGAAAUUUCAGCGAUACAGUCUGAUCGUGGAAUACCAUUCGAGGCCCUGCCUUGCUCCACCUUUUAUCAUCAUUUCACAUCUUAAUGUUUUUAUUAAGAGAUUCAUUCGCCGCAUCCCUUCGGAAAAGAGGAAACACUUUGUUUUGGAGUUACAAGGCAUUAAAGCCAGCCGACUUAACAUGUGGGAGGCUAUCCAGAAGGAGAACAUACUCUCUGAUCAGAAUAAGCAGCAAAGAGAGAGUGACACAGAGCGACUUAAACGUACAUCUGUAAAAAUGGACAGUGUGCUGAAGCACAUUGCAGAGAGCCGUGACCAUGACAGGCGUUUGCAGCUCCUGGAGACAGAGAUGGAGUUUUGUUGCAACGCCCUCUCCUGGAUGAUGGACGCCAUGUCUCAAAGUAAUGUAAUUACAACCAACCGCGCUCCUCCACUCCUAAGAGAUAUAUCAAUUGUUACC